CUCCCGGAAGUUUUUGUUUGCUCACCUGUCAGUUCUGGCACAGUGCGAGUAUCAAUCCUUUUUGUUUUCUUUUAUUGAGGAUAAAUGAGCACACUGUGUGGCCAGCAGACCCCCGACUGAGGACACCAUCGAACAAGGGCAUCUAGCUGCUACACAGUAGGCCAGUGCAAGCAUGGAGCCUCUGGCAGUGGACGAUGACAUCUGCAUUCUCAAACACGAGACGGCCUUUACCACCACCAGUGAGAGCCCCGUGUCUGUGUGUGCAGGCGACGAGUCUGUGGCCUCCCACUUCGCCCUGGUCACGGCCUACGAGGACAUCAAGAAAAGGCUCAGGGACACUGAGCGGGAGAACACGUUACUACGGAAGAGGGUGAAGCAGCUAGAGGAUAAGCUCUUCAGGCCUGAUGCCCCUCCUUCAGAAGGUCCCCAGUAUGUGAACAAAGCCUUCAGUGCUUACAGAGGAAUCUACAUAGAGAAGGAAGACCUGCAGAUGGAGCUCAACAAACUGAAAAAGGAGAAGAGUGAGAGUGAGAAGCUGCUGACAGAGCAGCUUCAGGCCAAAGAGUUAGAGCUGCUGCAGCUGAAGACAGAAAUGGAAACCAGCCAAGUCAUGAAGAGCUUGAACAGCCCACAGGACUACUGGCAGGUGGACAGAGUCAGCACUGAGCUGAAGAUCCACAAAUUGCAGGAAGAGCUGGAGAAGGUGACACUGGAGAACAACAGACUGCUGGAAAAGAGUGGGGAGGAGCCCCAGGGUCUAAAUGGACCAGACUUGGACCUGACCUGUGACACAAAGUACAAUGCAAGUGAGAAGAACAUGCAGCAGACGUGCCAAGCUCUGCACCGUGAGUUCAGUCGACUCUGCUCGGGCCUGAAGCACCAAAGUGGUCUGAUCAGGAAACUGAAGCCGCUGAUCAACGAAACGAGACAAGCAACAGUUCCAAUCCAAUGUCUGGAUGACGUGGAAAAAAACAACCAGCCAGUGUUUCAGCCCACAAUGCCUCGCCCCCCUAGCGCCCCCCCACUUCCCUCGUGUUCUGGACGCCCCUGCCCCCCUGUUGGUGGCCCGUCAGGCACCCUGUUGCCCGAUAGCCUGAAGGAGGACUGCUGGUACAACGGGCCUUGGCCCUCAGAGAGCUGCUCGGAUGAAGCCCACUCUGUCGUCCUGCCCCCGCCCCCCUUAAACCAGGCCUCUUUAGACGACAGCUCGAGGUCCUUUCCCAGUCCCCCCAAGCCCAGUGAUGCCAUAUUCUGGGAGGGACACUCUAAUGCCUCCACCUCAUCGUCUUUAAUGGGCAACUACAGUCCAAGGAGCCCCCCCAAUGCUGAAUGGGCCAAGCCCUUUUGAGAGGAACACUGACGGGACGAUAGAUGAUUUUUGAAUAGUGUGACUAAGGAUGGACUCCUGCCACACAGCUACCACCUGACCUGCCUUAAGUUGAUUAGACCACUCCUUCCAGCUGAGCUGGACGGGACCUGCUGGUUGUGGCUGAAUAAGAGAAGCCUUUUCUUAAUGUGAGGAGUCUGCUUCCACCAAUCCACGCUGUGGUGAACGUAUCUGACAGAAUUAGUAGAUCUUCUGUCUUUUGAAAACACGUGAGCAGUUUGACUUCAGUGCAUCUAUGCACACACAUACACACACUCAGACAGAUCAGUGAGAAGGAACCUCUGACCUGCUGCUCCUCACAAUGAACCCCACAGGGCUUUAAAGGGCCUUUUCUCUCCAUAUAGUGUGGUCAAACUUUACAUGCUAGAUUUUGUGAAACAUUCACUCCACUGACAUUUUACAUUUAACUGUAAAGUUUAAAAAAACACCCAUACACACGCCAUGGAUGCAAAGAAAGUGUCUACAAGUGAGGGCUUGAUCUGGGGGGACUCUCAGCUGUGGAUGCAAAGAGUGAGCUGUAAUAUAUACAAGAUUUUUUCUUUUUUGAAUAACUACCAAAUAAAUUCUUGUUCUCUCAAUGGAGGUUACACCAGUCCUUGUACAUUGAUCAACCCAUGACCCACCGGAGUCAAGUUAAAUUAGGAGGGCUUUGCAGAAAUUGAGCAAUGUCCCUAAAUAGUUUUUGCUAUUUAUCACACAGAGAGUUUUACAUAGAAAAUAACAAAGGUGAACAUUUGGUCCAACCUACUGUAGACUAAGACAUUCUUAACAGGUCCAAGUGGACUGCAAACAGUCUAGUGGUUCAGUCAGUCUAGUUCAGAGCUGCUGAAUUUCUGACCUUGCUUCUCACCUCUGAGGAUGCUCAAAAUAUUAUUACAAACACAACGCAAUACAGCCAUGCAUGUUUAAAGCAUGUUUAAAGUAUCAAAGUAGUGAACACCCAGUCAUAUACCUCCCAUCUACCUCGCUCACAUUAGGAGAGGUCGAUAAAAGUUUGGUCUGUUGUCCAAUCGUCAGCUAAGGGAGGAUAGGAGACUUCUAUUAGAAAUCUGUCCAUCAAAGCCGUAGCAGCUGAGCCGCAAAACUUAAUGGACACAUUGAUGUUUUGUAGGAACCAAUUAAUGUUGCAUAGGGUUGGUAAUGAUAUUUUGAGCAUGUAAAUGGACAUCAUACAGUCCAACAGUUUAUCACAACCCGUCUGUAUUUACAAGCACUUGGACAAUUAUGACAACUUGGUCUCUGUUAGAGCAAACCAUCAUGUCUUCUAUCUUCUUUUUUUUCCAUACUAGCAGUAAUAGUAAAGUACUUCGAACAACAGAACCACCUGUUGAAAAACUGACAUUUCUCUCCAAAGGUGUAGUAUUGUCUCAGAAAUUUUUACAAGCACCUGUAAACUUAUCUUUUUAUCAUGUGUUGCUUUCUAAACUACUGUCUUUGUCUCUUUGCUCAUCUUAAUGUAAUAGGGACAUGUAUAUGUAAGGCUAUGUUGUUGGGGAUUUUUUUAUUUGUUGUUUGUUUAGUUGGAGGAUUCCUGGAACAAAAUCCAUACGUUUCACUGUAUUCUAAAAACUUGAUUUGCUCUGUGGAGAUUAUAAACAGUAGGAAAUGUAUCUAAACGCUGUACUGUACUGGUGUUGAACCAACACACAUUUGUUGGACAGUAUGACCUAAGAAGGCUUGUCUUUGGUUUUCUUUUUUGGUAAAGUAUAAAUGAAGGAUUUUAAAAAGUUUUAUAUUUCGAGUGUAACACAAGCUAUACAACCUGAAGAAUGUGCAUAUCUGUAUAAAUGUAAAUGGUGGGCUUCAGUAUUCUGCCAAACCCUGUCUGCAAACCAAAAACCAGAUUAUCCUUUCUCCCUCUUCCCUUCACCCCUAAAAUGUCUAAUCUGUAUAAGAGCUGUCGGCUGUGGUGGCAACAAAAUACUUGUAUUAACCUUAAGAAUUGUGAGCUGUGACUUGACAAGUAGGUGCACAGAGCACAAAGGGUAUGUAGUCGUUGAAAAAUGAUCCAAUCAUUUCCAUAUUUGUCGUUGUGGUUCAUGACAACUGUGGUCCUUUUUUUUUUUUAUAAAUUAAUUUUUAAGAAAUGUUCUUUUACAGCAGUAGUUUCAUACUUCUGUAAACGAUUUGCAAACCAAAAUGCAAUGUACAGUAGAUACCAAUUAUAUUUUAGAUUUACUGCACUCCAGACUGUUUGUAAAUAUGAUCAAUUAAACAAAUGACCAGGAAGUGGAA
Molecule: messenger RNA, 3622 nt
Organism: Cynoglossus semilaevis (tongue sole)
Lineage: Eukaryota; Metazoa; Chordata; Actinopteri; Pleuronectiformes; Cynoglossidae
Gene: azi2
Product: 5-azacytidine induced 2
Exons: 8
Coding region: 173-1348 (391 amino acids)
Cellular component (GO): cytoplasm
Source: RefSeq, a predicted model, not a curated record